Molecule: messenger RNA, 891 nt
Organism: Suillus clintonianus
Lineage: Eukaryota; Fungi; Basidiomycota; Agaricomycetes; Boletales; Suillaceae
Exons: 4
Coding region: 171-707 (178 amino acids)
Biological process (GO): cell surface receptor signaling pathway
Source: RefSeq, a predicted model, not a curated record
CAGUGAUGCGGCAAUUUACCUGAGCCCGUUCACCUUUCAUCCUACUAGUAGCAUGAGCAUCAUAGGCGACCUUUAUGCUGCACAGCUUCAAACUUCAGCGAGUGGCCUGAGGUGGCAGGCGAAGGCGUUCAUUCAACAACUUGAAACCUACUCUCACCACGCGGACCCACAUGAUGCUACCCAACUUGACGCUGAAGGCGAGGAUGCACAAAAAACCACGGAAUGGCCCAAAUGCUAAGAAACUCUCUUCUGAAACCCAAGAGUCGCAGGACGACAAUAUCAUUAACGGGAGCCAACUGCUGGGCGCCACUAUAGCGGCCAUUAACGUUACAAAAGACCUCGUUCCUAUCGAUCUAGCGAAAGUUAUCCUCGGAACUGUUGCUAAUAUCUUGAUUAUUGCACAGUCAGUCAUCAAGAACCAGUCUGAUUUUCAGGCGGUAGUCGACCAGUGCGAGAAUAUCAGGCAAAUACUUGAAAGUGCAGCCAAGGAUGCUACCAGUGACGAUCUGCAAGGAUACUUGGGACAUGCUUUAUCUCAGCUUGACAAAGCAGUAAACCGUAUUUACAGUGAAGUAGCAUCGAAGAAGGAGCAAGGAUUUUUGCAUAGACUCUUAUCUGUCACAAGCGAUCGUGACCGGAUUGUUAGAUGGGAAAAAGACCUAGAUCGUGUCAUCCCCCUGUUCAACGUAGGUUCUGGAACUCCCUAAGGACUUCCGCCGUUGAAUGACGUCUCAAGGCUCAAAUGCUAGUUGGUAUCACGAUUGGAGUGAACAUGCGGACUUCGGGACUCGAGGGCAAUGAAAAUGUGCAAAGGUAAGUUGUCAUUCGUCAUCCACUAUCGCGUCGAACAGCGCCAGCGGAAGAAGUACGCCCCCGGGCUGGUGCCGUCCG